This is a messenger RNA of Drosophila kikkawai, 546 nucleotides long. RefSeq lists its product as uncharacterized. Lineage: Eukaryota; Metazoa; Arthropoda; Insecta; Diptera; Drosophilidae. The record is from RefSeq and is a predicted model, not a curated record.
AUGAACACAGUGUAUUUGAUCUGUGGAUUAUACUUCUUUAUGGACAUUGCCUCUACAGAUGAGCGCAACUUUAGAAUUCAUUUUGAGGAGUUCGCGAUCAAGUAUAAGGUGCCGGACUUGUUCGCCAAGAUGGAUUGUCGGCUAUAUCAUAUAAAUAAUCGCAGCUACGUGAACGCCGAGAUGAUUCUCAAACGGAACGUUGGGGACAUAAACGUGCGAGCCAGUAUGGAGUUCUGGAAACCGAACAGCCAAAAGAAACUGAAGUUGUACGACGUUCGGGUGGAUGGAUGCUCUUUCCUGCGAAGUGUCCAUAAGAAUAAAUUGUUUAACAUUUACGUGAAGAGCUUUAAAAAGCACGCCAAUGUUAACCUAGCCUGUCCUUUGAAAGCGAACUAUAGCUACAAGUUGGAGGAUUGGUAUUUAGACGAACUGGAUCUUCCGCCAUUUGCACCAAUUGGUCAAUUUCAUACCCUUACAGAAUAUUAUUCGCAAAAAAAAAUGGUUAUACGUAUUGUGACUAGUGGGGAAAUAUCGGCCAAGGUGUAG